Molecule: messenger RNA, 822 nt
Organism: Brassica oleracea var. oleracea
Lineage: Eukaryota; Viridiplantae; Streptophyta; Magnoliopsida; Brassicales; Brassicaceae
Product: F-box protein At1g61340-like
Exons: 4
Coding region: 81-524 (147 amino acids)
Molecular function (GO): protein binding
Source: RefSeq, a predicted model, not a curated record
CCCAUGCUGGUUUUUCUGUGAAUUAUUGCUUGCCACAUAACAUCAGUGAAAGAACGUGGGAUUUUGAUAAUAAUAGCGACAUGACGUUGAGGAAGAAGGGAUUAGGUGCCGUGAAAUCAUCAUCAAACACAAAUCGAAAAGUAGUUGGUGAUGGAGGAUUAGGGUUAGGGUUAGACUGUGAUAAGUAUAAGAAAGGAUUUGGGAGGAAGAGGGUUUUGAUUCCCAUUGGCAAGAACCGAGAGCUUGAAGCUCUUCCUCAAGACAUCCUGAUAAGAGUUAUAUGUGGAGUGGAGCAUGGAGAUUUAAAGCAGUUGUUUAAUGUGUCAAAGACUAUACGUGAAGCUACAUUGAUUGCGAAGAAAUCCCAUUUUGAAUACAUAACACCAAGGAAAACUCUGUUUUUCCGGGACGAGCUUGAUCAUUUGGGAGAUGAGACCGAAGUUCCAUUGAAGAAAAAAUGCCGCCUUUCCAGGAUAUCCUGCGAAAAGAAAGCUUCUAAAAUCUCAGUAGCUCUUUUCAAAUGAAUAUCUGACCACUUGGAUUUGAGGAUCAGGUCUUUUCCCCUUUCUUGUUGUGGGAAACCUAAUGAAAAUAUUGGACACCACGUGCAAUCACACGAUCCAGUUUCUUCCAGAGCUUUAGUUGAAGAACUGGUUGAAGUUAAACUUCUUUAGUUUUCUUCUUAGGAGCUUUGUUUGGUCGGUCUGUAAAUUGUUGUUAGAUAGAGAGAUGAUAGUCUUUUGAAAUGCUUGCUUGGCACAUAAAGUGCAAUUUUUGUUCUACUAACCAAUUUUUGAAACCUAAUUGUUUGUUCUACUAACC